This is a messenger RNA of Sorghum bicolor (sorghum), 1095 nucleotides long. Its product is annotated as NAC domain-containing protein 83. NCBI's taxonomy places the organism in Eukaryota, Viridiplantae, Streptophyta, Magnoliopsida, Poales, Poaceae. The record is from RefSeq and is a predicted model, not a curated record. The transcript is spliced from 3 exons. Gene Ontology annotation, molecular function: DNA binding. Bases 1 to 1095 code for a protein of 364 amino acids. Gene Ontology annotation, biological process: regulation of DNA-templated transcription.
AUGAUGCGAGGGGUGGAGCAGCAGCAGCGGAUUGAGGAGCUCGCCCUGCCGCCGGGCUUCCGCUUCUUCCCGACGGACGAGGAGCUCAUCACCUGCUACCUCGCCAGGAAGGCCAUGGACGCCAGCUUCACCACGGCAGCCAUCCGCGACGUGGACCUCUACAAGACAGAGCCAUGGGACCUUCCAUGCGAGCAGCAGGCGGCGGCCGGAGGAGACCUGCAGGAGGGCUACUUCUUCUGCAUGAGGGGCAGCAAGUCCCCGUCCGGCGUUCGCGCCCGCCGCGCAACGCAGCUGGGCUACUGGAAGUCCACGGGCAAGGACAAGGCCGUGCACAGCAGGUCCGGCCGCCUCGUCGUCGGGACGAGGAAGACGCUCGUGUUCUACCGCGGCAGGGCUCCGAGAGGCGAGAAGACCGACUGGGUCAUGCACGAGUACGCCAUGGGCGAAAGGAGGAGCAGCGCCCUCCUCAGGGGAGCACAGAGUGAGUGGGUCAUUUGCAGGGUGUUCACGAGGAAGCAUCAUCCGAUGACCAGCGACGACAGGAAGCUGGAAACGGAGGAGCUAGCUGUCGUGCAAGGCCACCACUCUCCUGGCCAUCAUCAUCCCCUUGCCGCCAUGGAGGGAGACGACGGUUUUGACAGCGAGCAGGAGGCGGCGGCGCCACCGGCCGUCGCCGAAACCCAGCAUACAGCAGCUGGAAGCCACCUCGGUAGUACCCAAUCCAUGGAGGGCGAUCAUCAGCAGCAGCACCGUCAAAUGGCACAUGAUGAGCUACUGACGACGACGAUGCACCACCAUGGUUCCAGUAGUUGCGUCGUCUCGCCGUGUUCAUGUUGGCUCAACCAGCAUGAUGAUCACCACCAGCUGGUGGGACUGGGAGGAGCGCACUCCGCGUUGCUGCCAAUCAUGCAGAUGCAGUCUGUCGUCGACGAUGCAGAUUACUAUCUACCGGAGUUGCUGGAGUACGGCGGGCCGCUGGACACCGGCGGUGGUGAGGAGGACCGCCGUCGCCGUGCCGAGACUAAUUUCACCUCCGUUAUUGGCUCCUCUGACGACCUCGACGGGCUCUACUGGUACUGGGACAGUGGCUUCUGA